This is a messenger RNA of Apis florea (little honeybee), 1455 nucleotides long. RefSeq names its product protein abrupt. Gene Ontology annotation, biological process: regulation of transcription by RNA polymerase II. Gene Ontology annotation, molecular function: protein binding. Lineage: Eukaryota; Metazoa; Arthropoda; Insecta; Hymenoptera; Apidae. The record is from RefSeq and is a predicted model, not a curated record. Gene Ontology annotation, cellular component: nucleus.
UGUGGUGUAGAGAGAGAGAGAAGAGAGAGAGAGAGAGAGAGGCUCAACGUGUGUGAAUGUACGUAAGAAGGAGCGACUUGUGUACGAUUGUACGCGUGAAGAGAAAGAGAGAAGAGUAAAUGCGGCGGGCGGCAGUUAGAAAAAGAAGGAAUGAACGACGGAGAGAAAUAAGUCGUGAGUGCAAGGGAGAGUGAGAGAAGUGGGGAAUGAAAAAAUGAGCGAGCGAAUGAGUAUGUAUGUAAGAUAGAGGAAGAAACAGAGAGAUAGAGAGAGAGAGAAAGAGAGAGAGGGGAAGGGAUGAGUGAAAAAGAAAGAAACGAAAGAGAGAGAAAGACGGACAGAAUCAACUGACGGGCACGUCCUGGUUGUAGGAUCGGUGAUGCCGAAGAGGGAGGAAGCCGCGUUGGCGGCGGUGGCUGCGGCCGCCAACGAAACUACGGCAGCCGUGGAGAAUUUCGCGAGACUCUACACGGCACUGCGCCACGACGAUGCUAGGCCUCUCUGCCGUUACUGCGGCAGAAGCUACUCGUCACCGAGCAACCUUCGACAACACGUGAAAAAUGUCCACUCGAAUUGGCCGCCCCCGGAGACGUGGCCGCAGUGCAACGUGUGCGGGAAACGGUGCAAGACCAAGCAUUACCUGAUCAAUCAUCAGCUUCAGGCGCACGGGAUACACCAACGGCCAAACCUGAACAAUCCUAAUCAGCAACAGCAUCAGUCGCCCUCUUCGUCCUCCUCGUUGCCAUGAGUACAAUCCUCCUCGUGCUCCGCCAUUCCCACGUCGUCGUCGUCGUCGUCGUCGAACACCACCCAUGAGAAACGAUCCGCGACCAGAUGAAGUCGGGGGUCGUUCCCGCACGCCUCUCGUCGAUACAGGAUAGCCUUGUUCGGUAUCGAAACGAAUCCGAGUUCUCGGUCGGGUUAUUUUCGAAUUGGAAUGGAUCGGUGUAUCCAUAUUCGCGAUGAAAAUUAUUCGGGAUCGAUUCGAUUUGGAAUUGGAAUUAUCCUCGCGUUAUUUUUACGAGAAGUGGAAUAUCGGAGAAAACUGGGCGAAUCGUGUUAUACCCGGUUAUUUCUAUUACACUAUUUAUACAUCGUUGAAGAAAGUUGAAACGCGUGACGUCCGAAGCGUGUAAUAUCCUGUAUCAUCGAGAUCACAAUUCAGAUAUUCCUAUUUUCUAUAGAGUUUAAACGAGAAGAUUAGCCGAGGCAGUGAUCGGGAAUUUCGUUCGCGAAAGAGGAAUCGGAUGAUUUUAUGUGACUGUAACCGAGGCAACGUUCCAGAAAGAGAGAGAGAGAGAGAGAUUACAAUACCGUAUUUACGAAAGACAAGAUCACGGGCUCGAUGAGGCAGAGGGCGCGGCUUACCACCACCACCACAGCCAUCACCAGCAACAUCAUCGGCAUCGUCAUCAUCAUCCACUAUCCGUUCCUCCUCCUCACCACCAUCAUCAU